Bufo gargarizans (Asiatic toad) is the source of this 2897-nucleotide messenger RNA. It is a transcript of the gene LHFPL5, whose product is annotated as LHFPL tetraspan subfamily member 5. The transcript is spliced from 3 exons. Gene Ontology annotation, biological process: sensory perception of sound; detection of mechanical stimulus involved in sensory perception. Gene Ontology annotation, cellular component: plasma membrane. The coding region runs from base 1 to 666 and encodes 221 amino acids. The record is from RefSeq and is a predicted model, not a curated record. Lineage: Eukaryota; Metazoa; Chordata; Amphibia; Anura; Bufonidae.
AUGGUUCAGCUGCUGCCAGCAAAAGAAGCAGCAAAAAUAUACCAUACCAACUAUGUACGCAACGCACGUGCAGUCGGGGUGUUGUGGGCAGUGUUUACCAUAUGCUUCUCUAUCAUCAUGGUGGAAGUUUUCAUCCAACCUUACUGGAUUGGGGAUAGUUUAAACACCCCACAAGCAGGUUAUUUUGGCCUGUUCAGCUACUGCAUAGGAAAUGCACUGACAUCAGAAUUAAUCUGCAAAGGAAGUGCCUUGGACUUUGAAAGCAUACCUUCAGGAGCCUUCAAGACUGCCAUGUUUUUUGUUGGAGUCUCCAUGUUCCUGGUGGUGGGUUCCAUGCUGUGCUUCAGUCUUUUCUUUUUCUGCAAUUCGGCCACAGUGUACAAAAUCUGUGCGUGGAUGCAGUUGGCUGCAGGUGCAGGCUUGAUGAUUGGAUGCCUAAUUUACCCAGAUGGGUGGGACUCUGCAGAAGUGAAGCGUAUGUGUGGUGAUAAGACGGAUAAAUACUCGCUGGGAGCCUGCACUGUGCGGUGGGCCUACAUCCUAGCUAUCAUAGCUAUAAUGGAUGCUGUCAUUCUUUCCUUCCUCGCCUUUACACUUGGAAACAGGCAGGAUAAUUUGCUGCCUGAGGAUUUCAAGAUCCAGAACAAAGAAGAUGAGAGUGGUUGAGUGGAUCUUCUUUCCACUGCAAGAAUAUGAAUACUUAUUUCAACUUUCCUAUGUAGGACGAUAAUACUGAUAACCAAGAAAGAAAUUCCCAGCAAACAUCUCUGUCCGGCAGUGAAUGGAAUCUGUUAAAGGGAGAUGAUUAAUAAAAUUGUACACAUCCAGUUUACAUAGUAAUAUAGUUGUAUAACUGAUCGACAAUACUCAAUAAUCACUAAGGCGACAUUCACAUGUGCGGUAGCCUGCUGGAGUGCAUAGACGUUUUUUUUGUCCUGCCGAAACCCACCACUCAUGCCAUCAUGUAGCCAGAUUCCAAUAGUGUAUGGGGUCCGGCGGUGAACGUCAAUAACGGUGAACUCCAGCAGACUGUUCUCUGCCACAACAGCCUGCUAGAUCAGGCUACCACACGUGAACGUAUUUAAAAUGUUGUCUUACAAAGUGUUAUUGAAUGCUUCACUUAGGGUAUGGCUGGAUGGCGCCAUGUUUCGUGCGAUAUUUCAUGUAAUGUAUUUUAAUGGCAGUAUGCCGCAAUGUCACAGCCGCAAAAAAGCCAUCUAAGUCGAAUUUUUUUUUUUUUUGCGAAUGUCAGUCGCAAGUCGCAGCUUGUUGCAUUAUAUGAAAUGUCGCCAUAUAACCAUACCAUUUUCUGUUGCACGACACAUGUCACCAUGUAGCCGUCUCCUAUAGAAGCCUACAGGUAUUUGGCAGUAUGUACCUGGAGAUUUUAUUUUUUCAUUUCCAGAUGUACAAUGCCAACUGUAUAGCCAAACAUGGUGGAUAUAGGGGCUAACAUAUGUAGACCCACUAAUGGAUUAUUUCUUUACACGAACAGUAGAAACCAGCAAAAUUAUAAGGAAUACAAAUAUAAAGUACAUGGUAAUACAUGACCAGAAUUCUGUUUUACUUUCUAUACUUUAUUUGAUGGGUCUCCUGUUUUAAGAUCAAUAAAAAAUUCAGUUUCCAUGAAGAUUUUAUUUGGUCUUUUGUCUUCACUGGCAGGAAAUCAGUGAGGUAUAACUACAACGGAGAAUGGGUUAAUAAAAUAGAGUGACAAAGUCUUGAAAUAAGAAUGGGACGCUUUGAUCAGAAUUUGAUCAACCAACUGGUCCUGUAUAGCGGACACACAAUUGCUAAGCUGCUCAUAUAUACAAAAGAGAUAAAAAGUUAGCUGAUAUGGGCCAAAAUAUGAUCCAUCCUGUUGGAAAAUUUAGGCUGUGGCCAAUCAUCUGCCAUUCCAGUGUGUUUUCCUCCUCUUCUAAACUGGCUACCUGAUCUUUCGGUUUACUCUAUGUUGUUGGUUGUAUUGUUCAUACCAGUGAUCCCACCAGCAACAAAGGCUUACAGACAGUGAAUGUGGAUCCACUGUCCACCGAACCAGUUUGACUUUGGGCUAGACCUAAGGCUUUCCCCUGGUAUUCACCUUUUAACCCCCAUAUAGUUGGACGUUGCUGCAGGGGAGACACCUGGCCACUACCUCUUGGAAUAGUGCCAAUUUGAUUGGCUGCUGACCCCCAGGGAUCAGAGACAUGGGUGCAUGGCACUGAGGGAACAGGCAAUACAUAUAGUCAGGAAACAGGCAGAGUUCAGGGCUGGCAGAGUUUGUGUGAAUCAAUUAAGCAAUCUAAAAGGUUAGGGCAGGCGACACAUGCACAGGUCAGGAACCAGAAAUCAGACAGACAAACAGAUAAUAGCACAUUUACAGGCCCCAGCAAGCUAGAGAGACUUAGCAGUUCUGUAGAAACCAAUUGCAUAGGCAAGGACUGAAGGAAACCGCCAGGUAUACAGUUGCAAGAAAAUAUAGGUGAACCCUAUGGAAUGAUAUGGAUUUCUGCACAAAUUGGUCAUAAAAUGUGAUCUGAUCUUCAUCUAAGUCACAAUAGACAACCACAGUCUGCUUAAACUAAUAAUACACAAAGAAUUAAAUGUUACCAUGUUUUUAUUGAACACACUGUUGUGGAAAUUUUAGUAUAUGGAAUUAUGUGGACAUUUUAUCCUAGUGUGUGUGUGUGUGUGUGUGUGUGCGCGUGUGUGUGUGUUUUAUAGAUUGUCAUCUGUCUCCCUGUGUCGGAUUUAACCGAGGAACACUCCAGCAGAGGGUACUUGGGUUGAAUUGGGACAAGCGGUAAAACCAUCAGUAUGAAAACCUUCUCAUGGGCUUGGAGACGUGUUCUCAGUGUGUAGAGGGACGUUUGCCGGUUUGUGAGCACUAAGUGCAAUGCACUAGGCUUCUUCCC